This is a messenger RNA of Drosophila serrata, 7546 nucleotides long. RefSeq names its product Z band alternatively spliced PDZ-motif protein 52 (gene Zasp52). Gene Ontology annotation, cellular component: filamentous actin; Z disc; stress fiber. Gene Ontology annotation, molecular function: actin binding; muscle alpha-actinin binding. NCBI's taxonomy places the organism in Eukaryota, Metazoa, Arthropoda, Insecta, Diptera, Drosophilidae. The record is from RefSeq and is a predicted model, not a curated record. Gene Ontology annotation, biological process: actin cytoskeleton organization; muscle structure development; heart development.
UUUGUGUUUCGGUUUUUGCUUUAGUUGAGAGAAAAUCGUCGCUUAGUUAACGUCGCCCAAGAACUGAUCACCAUCUGGCCAGUGCAGCGCAAAUAAACGCCCCCCGAAUAUACGAGACCAAGUCCAGAUCCAAAUCCAAAUAUCUAAGUCCGAUCCGGAAUCGAAUCGAAAUCAAGUUAAGCCAUCCGAUCGGAAUAAAUCGUCUGCGCUAAAAGAAGAUGGCCCAACCACAGCUGCUGCAAGUGAAAUUGUCACGUUUCGAUGCCCAGCCCUGGGGAUUCCGCCUGCAGGGUGGCACGGACUUUGCCCAGCCCCUGCUGGUGCAGAAGGUUAACGCCGGCAGCUUGUCUGAGCAGGCUGGCCUGCAGCCCGGCGAUGCUGUGAUCAAGAUCAACGACGUGGAUGUCUUCAAUCUAAGGCACAAGGACGCCCAGGAUAUUGUGGUGCGCUCCGGUAACAAUUUUGUCAUCACAGUGCAGCGCGGUGGUUCCACCUGGCGGCCGCAUGUGACGCCCACGGGCAAUGUGCCGCAGCCCAACUCACCGUAUCUGCAGACGGUGACGAAGACCUCUCUGGCUCACCAACAACAGGACAGCCAGCACAUCGGCUGUGGCUACAACAACGCGGCCCGUCCCUUCACCAAUGGCGGCGAUGGCGGCGUGAAGAGCAUUGUCAAUAAACAAUACAACACCCCGGUUGGCAUUUACAGCGAUGAAUCUAUUGCGGAAACACUCUCGGCUCAGGCGGAGGUUUUGGCUGGCGGUGUGCUCGGCGUCAACUUCAAGAAGAACGAGAAGGAAUACCAGGGCGAUCGCUCCGAGGUGUUGAAGUUCCUGCGCGAGGAGGAGACCGGCCAGUCCACUCCAGAACCCCACAGUCCCGCCAACUUUUACUGGACACAGAGCCAUGCCAUUGGUGGCAACGAGCGACGAACUCCGCUGCACCAUCAGCCGGAUGAACGGAUUGGGUUGCCGCUGCAAUCGAACACGCUGGCGCCGGCAGCUCCGCACAGGCCCAGUCUGCCUGUCGCCCCCAAGGAUAAAGAGGAGCAGCCCAGACAGGAUCAGGAGCAGCCCGAUCCGCGCAUCAUUGUGAUGCCCAUCUGUCCCGGCCUCCAGGGUCCCGAAUACAAGGCCGAAAUGGAGGCAGCGGCGGCGGCACUGGCCAGUGACCAGGACGGCCGACCACGUCCGCUCUCCGCCAGCGGACAUCCGGCCUGCCAGCUGUGCGGCGUGGGCAUUGUUGGCGUUUUCGUUCGCAUCAAGGACAAGAAUCUGCACGUGGAGUGCUUUAAGUGUGCCACCUGCGGCACCUCGUUGAAGAACCAAGGAUACUACAACUUCAACAACAAGCUGUAUUGCGACAUCCAUGCCAAGCAGGCGGCCAUCAACAAUCCACCCGCCGGCACUGAGGGCUAUGUCCCUGUACCCAUCAAGCCCAACACCAAGCUGAGCGCCAACACCAUCUCGUCGGCCUUGAACUCGCACGGCUAUGGCGGUGGCUCCAAUGGCUACUCCAAUGGCAACUCCACCCCAGCCCCGGCACCGGUUGCAAGCCCCCAAGCAACAGUAACAGCAACAGCAGCAACACCUGCCCCAAUAGCAGCACCCUUAACAGCAACAGAUAGCUCAGCAGCAGCAACAGCAACAGCAGCAACAGCAGCAACAACACUUGCAACAUCAGACAUUAUGUCGGCCAACGUGGCGGAUGAGCCGUCUUCAAUUUAUGGCCAAAUCAACACGAACCCAGCUCCCUUAGCAGCUCCUGGCGGUGGCGAUCAGCCUUUUGAGUAUGUGACGCUCACGGGCAAUGUCAUUCGCAGCGUUCAGGCACCUGGAAAAGGAGCGGCACCGGGCUACAAGGUAAACCAGGGCUAUGCUCGUCCCUUCGGAGCCGCCGCUCCCAAGUCGCCGGUGUCGUACCCACCGCAGCAGCAGCAGCAGUCGCCGCGUCCCGCUCCCGGUGGCCAGAAUCCCUAUGCCACCUUGCCCCGCAGCAACGCUGGCCAACAAGUCGAAGAGGAACUGCAGCCUCAGUAUGAGGAGGAGGACUGCUAUGAGGUGGACAUUGAGGUGGCCAUGGCCGCCAGCCGCCAAUCUCAUCGCGGCUCUAGCUUCGUGUGGCCACCACCGCAGGAUGAUAACCAUUUGGCGCCCACUGCUGCACCACUGUAUAUCCCUCCACCGGAGACGCAGCAUGUGGUGGUUACAAAUCCGGUGCAACAAGUACCACCGCUGCCACCUGGAGGGGCAAACGGUAGACAACUCGAUCCGCAGCCUCAAGUGGCAGCAGGAGCAGCAGGAGCAUCUGCUCCAGGAGGAGCUCCCCAAUGGCAGAGUUACUCCGCCCCACAACUAACCAAUGCCAAUGCCCGUCAGCUGGCGGAGCAGGAAUCCAGCUCGGAGAGUUAUACCUCCACAUCGACCACAACGACCACGACCUCAGAGGAAUACCAGCGAAUGUAUGCCGCCCAGAUGCAGGCCUAUCAGGAGCAAUCCGGUUCGGAGUUUGAUUACCAAGUGGAUUAUGGCAGCACCCAGGAUUCGAUUCAGGAGUAUGCCUCCGGGAGGCGCAGUGCCCAGGAGUGUGUGGAUUCCCUGGCAGUGCCGCUGAGCACCUACAAGCUAAUCGAUAUGGUAAGGGAGGUGACACCCAGUCCCGUGACCACUCCAGUCCAGACUCCUGCUCCUUCUGCCCCAACGAGCCGUCGCGUUGUGUUCAACGAUGAGCCCGAGAUCAAGGAGUUGCCUCAAAUGCCUGGAGAGCUGGAGACCAUACCAGAGGCCAUUGAAUCCGUCGAAGAUCGCGAGGGUCUGGUGAUCGAGCAUCGUGCCCAGAUUCUGGAGAGCGAACGCAUGUUCCAGCCCACGCCGGAGAUCAAGUUUGAGAUUGCCCCCGUGCGGCAGAUACCGCCGACCAGGAUCCCCAACCCGAGUCCCAAAGAGUGGAUUAAUCCCAUGAUUCGUGUGCUGACCACAGCGCCGGAGGUUCCCUUCCACCUGGUCGAGUGUCCCUUUCCCAGGCCCUGUGGCGAUGACUUUGAGGCGGAAGCGGAGGCCGCUGAAACCGCUCGAGCCCAAGAGGUGCCGGCACCCGUUCCUGCUCAGCAACAAGCCCCUCCUCCGCCGGAACCCGCUCCGGUUGAGCCACCGCCGGCUCCCCUGAGAGAGUCCCCUCCCCGCGGAUCCCGUCUCACCCAAGCCAUGAUCACUGCCCCGGAGUUUGAGCUCAAGUUCGCUCCGCCCGCUGAUCAGGGUAUCCCACUUCCGGAGGAGACCGUGCCCUAUAUGCCACCACCCAUGGACAUGAAGCCCUAUCUCCGGGAGGACUACCGACCCAAGUCGCCCUUCGUUAGUGCCCUGACCACAGCUCCCGACCGCCCGUUCGAGGGUCACUUCGACAAGGACGUUCCCAUCCACCUGAUAGACCUGCCCACUCCCAAGGAGCACCUGACCAUGGCCGAUGCCCUUGUCACCGCCCCCGAGCGCGGUUACACUCCCCUGAACCCCGAGAAUGCCAUGCAUCGCGUGGACGAGGAGCAGAAGCAACAGGAACUGAAGAAGCGUGAAUUUCAGGUGCUGGAUCACGAGGAGGAGCUGGGCAUUCGGCCGGAGCCACCUCAGACCGUGGAGUACUAUGUCACGCAAAAGGAUCAGCCCCGGAAGUCAUCUGCCUUUGCGGCCAUGCAAGCAUUCCAGCCAUCCCGCGAGCCACUCUCCUCCAACUCCAACUCGAACACGGUGUCCAAUGCGGCCAGUGUGACGGCCACUCCCCGGGCCUCGAUCAUAUCCGCCCUGGCGGAGGCGGACACGGAUCUGGAGUACCAGAAGUACUGCAAGGCACAGCAGCGCAACCAGAAGCGUUUGGAGUACUUCCACAUGAAGGAGGAGGAGCUGUCCGGACUGCAGGGUCAGCAACUUACCCAGUUGCAGCGGGAGCUCUCAAACCAGCAGCAGAGCCUGCUCAGCCAGCAGCAACUGCAGCAGUCCAAGCUGCUCCAACUGCAGCAGUGCGUCCAGAGCCAGGAGUUGCAACAGCAGAUGCAGCACAUCAGCCAGAAGUCACAACAGCAGGAGCAGCAUCUCUUGACCCAGCAGCAACAACAGUCCCAAGUUAAUCAGAGAACCCAACAGCAGCAACAGCAGCAACAACACUCCCAAGUCACCCAAAGAACCCAACAAGAACAACAACACUCUCAGCUCGCCCAGACCCAAGCCCUUCAGGCCAACGCCCAGUCUCAGAGUUCCGCUACCGCUUCCUCCUACAGCUCCAAAGCAAAUGCUUGCUCUAACUACUCUUCCACAGUCCCACCUGCCACCUCGACCGCUUUUGCUCCUGCUCCAGCUCCAGUUCAAGCUCCAGCUCCUGCUCCCGCACCCGCACCCGUUCGCACACCAGCUAUCGCUGUAUAUAGUAGCCAGCAGAGCAGCAAGUUCGAUGCCCAUGAGCUGAUCGAGGAGACCGUCGAAGAGCUCGAGCACUCGGAGGUCCUGUUCCCGCCGCCCUCCCCGCUGAGCCACCUGACCAAACAUGGCAAAGCCGUACAGUCCGGCCUCCACAAGGCGGACAGCAUCCCAAAAUAUCAGCGCAACUGGACGGUGCUGCCCACCCAGAGUCCCAUUCGCACCCCGGAACCGCAUGAGCUGCGCGAAAACGUCCCAUUGGCCUUUGUGGACGCCCCGAAGGCGCCCGUGACCAGCGACUCCUCCACUGUACAUAGACCCAUUGCCAUAGCCCAGGUUGCAGCGCCGACAGCUGCGCCGGCCAAGGCGGUGACUACGGUUCCGGCUCCGGCUCCUGCCCGUCCGCAGCUGUCGGUGCCCAUUAUUGUCGAGGAUCGAUCGGGUCCAGUAACGAUGGCUUUCCAACCGCUAGACGAGUUCGUGCGCCCGGAUCAGGCCCAGACGCCCACCAGGCCGUACACCCCGUCGCUGACCAACAAGCCGGCGCCCAUUGUGCCCUUCUACCAGACGGAGGAGAAGCUCUGCUUCGACGAAUGUCCGGCUACCCAUGCCAGGGACUAUAACCAGCGUGCGGCCUCACCCUUCCCGGAUAGAGCUCGUUCUCCGGCUCCGGGACCGCCACCGAAUCCGCUCUCUGCCAUUCGUGCGCCAAGGAUGAAGGAACCAGAGCCCACGCCGUCGAAUUUGCUGUCUGUGUCGGGAGCUCCACGUCUGCAAACGGGAUCGAUAACCACGGGACAGAGCUACCAGGGUCAGCUCUUGGCACACUCCGAGCAGAGCUCACAAUCGGCUAGCCAGAAUUUUAGCCAGCAGCCGGAGCGGGUCACGGAGCAGAGGAUUGGCAAUAUGAGUGUCCAGCAGCGAGAGCAAUCCUCCCAGCUGCAGCAGCAAUCGCAGUCGCAGUCACAGAGCCAGACGCGCAGCCAGGUGGGCAACACGCAGAUCGAGAGGCGUCGCAAGGUCACCGAGGAGUUCGAGCGCACACAGAGUGCCAAGACCAUAGAGAUUCGCACUGGCACUCAGUCUUUGUGCCAGGCCCAGGCUCAAUCGCAGUCCCAGAGCCAGUCGGACACGGAGCGCCGCUCGUCCUACGGCAAGACGGGAUUCGUGGCCAAUCAGGCAAGGCGUCUCUCGGGCCUGGAGCAGGAGAUCACUAGCCUGACCAGCCAGUCGCAGGCCAUUAGUGCCCGGGCCUCCACGCUCGGUGAGGGUUGCUUCCCCAACCUGAGAUCGCCCACCUUUGACUCCAAGUUCCCGCUGAAGCCAGCGCCCGUGGAGUCCACAGUGCCCGGUUAUGGAGCGGCACCGGCAGCCACCAGCAAGCUAGUGGCGCCUCCACCUGGCUUCAUCCUUCAGCAACAACAGCAGCAACAACAACAGCAACAGAGAUCCGCCUUCUCCGGCUACCAGGCCACCACGUCAUCGGUGCAGCAGAGCUCGUACGCAAGCAGCACGAAAGCCACCUCCUCAUCGCUCUCAUCCUCAUCAGCAUCUGCUUCAGCAUCAGCAUCCGUCGCCAGAUCGUCGCAAAGUCUAACCCAAGCUUCUGCUAUUACUACCACCACUAAUAACCAGGCCACAUCGGCCUUCAGGAGCGCCAAUGGCAGCAGCACUCAGCCUAAUCUGGCCUCGCGGCCAUCCAUCGCUUCCAUCACAGGUCCAGGAUCAGCUCCUGCUCCUGCGCCCGCUCCAGCUCCUGCCCCAGCUGCAGCUCCGGCCAGAGCCCAAGCUCCAUACAAAGCACCGAUUGCUCCGAAAUCGGUGAUAGCCAAUGCCGUGAAAGCUGCUGCUCCGCCCGCUGCGCCCGUUGCUUUUCCGCCAAAUCUAAGCGAUCUGAACUUGAACUCUAAUGUGGAUGAUUCUGCAGGUGCCGGUGGCAAGAGCGGCGGUGUCUUUGGAGCCACCUCGGCGCCCAAGCGUGGCAGGGGUAUCCUGAACAAGGCGGCCGGACCCGGUGUGCGCAUCCCACUGUGCAACAGCUGCAACGUGCAGAUCAGAGGACCCUUUAUCACGGCGCUGGGCAAGAUCUGGUGUCCGGAUCACUUCAUCUGUGUGAACGGCAACUGCCGUCGUCCGCUGCAGGAUAUUGGAUUCGUUGAGGAGAAGGGUGACCUGUAUUGCGAGUACUGCUUUGAGAAGUACUUGGCGCCCACCUGCAGCAAGUGUGCCGGAAAGAUCAAGGGUGAUUGCCUGAAUGCCAUUGGUAAGCACUUCCAUCCGGAGUGCUUCACCUGCGGCCAGUGCGGCAAGAUCUUUGGCAACACGCCAUUCUUCCUGGAGGAUGGUAAUGCUUACUGCGAGGCCGACUGGAACGAGCUGUUCACCACCAAGUGCUUCGCCUGCGGCUUCCCCGUGGAAGCUGGCGAUAGAUGGGUGGAGGCCCUCAAUCACAACUAUCAUAGCCAAUGCUUCAACUGCACGUUCUGCAAACAGAACCUGGAGGGCCAGAGCUUCUACAACAAGGGUGGACGUCCCUUCUGCAAGAAUCACGCACGCUAAGUCGCCAGCCAGCUGAUUUUGUUCGACUUCAGGGAUCACGCACACUUAACCAUCAACUAUCUACACAAUCUAAGGAUACGGAAGCUCGCUCGCACGUAUCCUAAGAGCUUAUAAUUGCAAUUGUCAGAGUGAAUAAUGCGUAAUUAUUAUUAUUUCUAUUUGUUUUUUUGACUUGUGCCCACAAAUAUGUUAUCCUAAUUUUAAAUAAUCAACGAAUCAGUCUCAAUCAAAAAACAAAAAAUUGUAAAACUGCAACAACGACACGAAAUCGAAUUAGCUAGCAAAUUACAUCAUACAUACACACACAUAUUAUAUUAUUUAUUUGAAGCAUCAUAACCGCCGAACUAUAUCGAUCCCACGCCUAAAUAUUUUAUGUACUGUGGCCAGAGUUAAUUUAUCUGAGCCUUGAGCAUGAGGAAAACUGUUGAUCAACCGGGAAAUGCCAACGGUUGCUUAAAUACUACUACUAUUAUUUCUAAAUUUUAUGUUGUAAAUUAUCCAUAAUCUGAUUGUAAACGAGUGUAAAUUGUAAAUGAUCAUCAGCAAAGUGAAUAAAUUUCGAAAUCUUUAACGCGUUUAAUCGA